AUGAAAAAUGACAAGGUUAUAGCUUUUGCUUCUAGACAGUUGAAAGUUAAUGAGAAGAACGAUCCGAUCCAUGAUCUAGAGUUGGCUGCCAUAGAAUUUGCUUUAAAAAUAUGGCACCAUUAUCUUUAUGAUGUUCAUUUUGAUGAGUUCACCGAUGACAAGAAUCUUCAGUAUGUGCUUACUAAAAGAGAUCUUAAUCUUAGACAAAGGAGGUUGGUAGAAUUAUUCAAAGAUUAUUACAUGAGUAUUCGUUAUCGUCAAGGUGUUAUGAAGUUUGAUGAGAAGGGGAAACUUAUUCCCUGGUAUAUUGAUCCCUACACAAUAUCCAAGAGGAUUGGCAGUGCAACUUAUGAGCUAGAUCUACCACAAGAGUUAGUUGCAGUCCAUCCAGUAUUUCACAUCUCCAUCUUUAAAAAGUACAUGGAAGAUACUAAACUUAUCGUAACAACUCAAUAUACCUAUCUCAAGGAUAGAUUAUCAUAUGAGGAGAUUCCGAUUAAGAUUCUAGAUCGCCAAGUUCGAAAGUUGAGAACAAAGGAAGAAGGAUCAGUCAGUGUUCUUCAGAGGAAGUAG
Solanum pennellii is the source of this 573-nucleotide messenger RNA. RefSeq lists its product as uncharacterized. The transcript has 2 exons. The record is from RefSeq and is a predicted model, not a curated record. Bases 1 to 573 code for a protein of 190 amino acids. Lineage: Eukaryota; Viridiplantae; Streptophyta; Magnoliopsida; Solanales; Solanaceae.